CCCAAGAAAUCACCUUUCCAAAAAAAGGUAGUGGUUUCAAUUCCGUUUGCUAUUUCCAAAAUUCCGAGAUCUAAGCUCAAUUCCUCCGGUCUUGCAGUUAUUUAGCGCCACCAAACCAGGUCUACAUCCGUUGUUCCUCUUCAAUUUCGAAACCCCACCCACAUAUCAUUAUUUUGACUGAUUCUCGCUCGCUCUCUCUCUCUCUCUCUCAGCCGAUCCGAUUCGUUAGCUCUUACCAAUCACAACACAUAUUGGUAUUUCGAUUUUUUCAGCAAUUUCAACCAAGACCCAUAUCGGUACUGACUGUUGCUUUCUCCAAUUGGAUCUCACAUCCCUUGCGGCCGUUACUUGAAUCAUAUUCUAUCAGCUAUUCCAUCCCUAUAAUGAUGGAGAAGGCAGAUCCUUCACAGAAGCUAUAUACAAGGAUGCGGUUAUGGGAAUUUCCGGAUCAGUAUGUUAUUGAGCCCACUUGUGGCUCUACUGGCUCCUGCUUGGCAAUCAGUCGGGUGGAUGGGUCAAUGAAUCUUAUUGAUGACAUUCCACAAUCAACCUCUGUUAGAGUUCCAAAAAUUCAGACUAUCUUUGGUGUAAUUGGGAUUCUGAAGCUCUUGGCUGGGUCUUAUUUGUUAGUUAUAACGGGACGUGAACAUGUUGGUUCUUACAUGGGGCUUCCUAUCUUCAAAGUGUCAUCCUUGAAGGUCUUUCCUUGUGAUCAUUCUCUUAAGAAUACCCCUUUGGAGCAGAAAAGGAUGGAAACUGAAUUUUCUGGGCUUUUAGGUAUUGCAGAGAGGACUCCGGGACUGUAUUUUUCAUAUGAUGUCAAUAUAACACUGAGUGCCCAACGAUUGCAUAGUUUAGGUGAUGAGUCAAAGCUGCUUCCUCUUUGGAGACAGGCAGACCCUAGGUUUCUUUGGAACAACUAUAUGUUGGAAGUGCUCAUAGAAAAUAAGCUUGAUCCAUACUUGCUUCCUGUUAUGCAAGGGACUUUUCAGAACUUUCAAGCAGCCAUAGGGAAGGAAAUUAUUGACGUUACUCUGAUAGCAAGGAGAUGCACUCGGAGAACUGGCACUCGGAUGUGGAGAAGAGGAGCUGAUUCUGACGGGUAUGUCGCCAAUUUUGUGGAAAGUGAACAAAUCAUGCAGCUCAAUGGUCAUAUAGCAUCAUUUGUGCAGGUUCGAGGGUCAAUACCCAUACUCUGGGAGCAAAUUGUUGAUUUGACAUAUAAGCCUAAAUUUGAGAUCAUGAAAAAUGAGGAGGCACCUCGAGUACUUGAACGGCACUUUUUGGAUUUGAGAAAAAAGUAUGGAAAUGUCUUAGCUGUUGAUCUUGUUAACAAGCAUGGAGGCGAGGGACGCUUAAGUGAAAAGUUUGCGAGUGCGGUGCAGCAUGUUGCCAGUGACGAUGUGAGGUACUUGCACUUUGACUUUCAUCGUAUUUGCGGGCACGUCCAUUUUGAGCGUCUCUCUAUCCUGUAUGAUCAAAUAGAGGAUUUCAUCGUUAAAAAUAGGUACCUUCUUUUCAAUGAAAAAGGUGGGAAAGUUGAGGAGCAACUUGGUGUUGUAAGGACCAACUGUAUUGAUUGCUUAGACCGUACAAAUGUUACCCAGAGCAUGAUUGGUCGAAAAAUGAUGGAAUUCCAACUUAGAAGGAUUGGUGUUUUUGAUGCUGAAGAAACAAUUAGUUCACAUCCGAAUUUUGAUGAAAACUUCAAGAUUUUAUGGGCAAACCAUGGGGAUGACGUAAGCAUCCAGUAUUCUGGUACUCCUGCUUUGAAAGGAGAUUUUGUCAGAUAUGGCCGGCGUACAGUCCAAGGGAUUCUAAAUGAUGGCUAUAAUGCCCUUGCACGCUAUUACUUGAACAACUUUUGUGAUGGAACAAAACAGGAUGCAAUUGAUCUUCUGCAAGGGCACUAUAUUGUUUCUGUUAGCCGGGAAGUGACCCCUACAUCCCAAAAAGGAGGCCUGGAGGCUAUAGCUUCCUUUCCUCUGGCUUUGUUACUGGUCCUAGCUGGAUUCUUCCUCACAAUUAUGUCAUUGAGCCAAGUUCGAUAUGAUUAUCGCCACGUGUUUUUUUCAACGGUGUGGGCAAGCAUGAGUGUGGGUAUAGUUGCAUAUGUCAGAGCCAACGGCAGGGUUUUCUGCAAUCGGCCUCGUCUGCACAAACCCCGCAGUUAAUUCUGGAUUUAGGGUUUUCCUGUCAUCAAGGGACUUUUACGAUGCAUUCAAUUCUACUCCUGAUUAUCUUUAUUCUUCAAUCCUAUUUUUUUGUUUCCAUGCAACUUUUGACUUAUUUAUUGAUCAACUCUACAAGGUUUUUUGGUGACCUAAUUAGUGCUGCUGUGCUGCUUAGGGUGCUGAAACUGGAAUCCUGUAUAAGGUUGAACCCUUUUGUACAUGCCCAGUUCCACGUGCGAAUCACGUUUUAUUGUUUUAUUUUGUACUAUUGUGAUUGAAUGUCACUCUUCUACAUGUUUACAA
Rhododendron vialii is the source of this 2477-nucleotide messenger RNA. Its product is annotated as phosphoinositide phosphatase SAC7-like. The transcript is spliced from 21 exons. Lineage: Eukaryota; Viridiplantae; Streptophyta; Magnoliopsida; Ericales; Ericaceae. Gene Ontology annotation, molecular function: phosphatidylinositol-4-phosphate phosphatase activity. Gene Ontology annotation, biological process: phosphatidylinositol dephosphorylation. The record is from RefSeq and is a predicted model, not a curated record. Bases 384 to 2174 code for a protein of 596 amino acids. Gene Ontology annotation, cellular component: endoplasmic reticulum.